This is a messenger RNA of Trifolium pratense (red clover), 3115 nucleotides long. RefSeq lists its product as uncharacterized. Gene Ontology annotation, molecular function: RNA binding; pseudouridine synthase activity. NCBI's taxonomy places the organism in Eukaryota, Viridiplantae, Streptophyta, Magnoliopsida, Fabales, Fabaceae. Gene Ontology annotation, biological process: tRNA modification; mRNA pseudouridine synthesis. The record is from RefSeq and is a predicted model, not a curated record. Gene Ontology annotation, cellular component: mitochondrion. The transcript is spliced from 10 exons. The coding region runs from base 1183 to 2727 and encodes 514 amino acids.
UGGAAGAAUCUAGAAGAAGAAGAGGUUGUUAUGAAACGGAUAUGGUGUGUUAGAAAUAUUGGUUUCACCAUUGUUACAGAAUAUUGUGUGAGAAGCUUCUUCUCAAAGUACCUGUUUGGUUCUGCGUUUGACACUGCUAAACGCGCGUUUGGAAGGUGAAAACGCGAUUCAGAAGUUUGCAAAUAUGUUUGGGUUUCAUUUUUAAAAUCGAUUCAACCAAGCAAACGCGAUUUUACUGGAAGCUGCUAUUCCUAGCUUCUGCGUCUGAGUGAAAUCGAUUCUCCCACAAAUCAAUUUGAAUUUUCUGUUUUACCCUUUCAACAGCAUGACAAGACCAUAUGCCUUCUUUACGGUUGUUUAUGGCCUCCUGUGUUAAGUUUCCAACCGUGUAAAACUCCCUUAGGUUAGAGAUGAAGGAGAAAUAUAUUGGGUUUGCCUUUCACAACCCGGCCCACUAACAAUAACAAACCAAUUUUUUAUUUAUUUUUUAAGGAAAGAACGGAAGAAACGUACCCUAUUGAAGCUCAAAUCCAAGUACGAAAAGGAAAUUCUUCAGUGGGAAAAUUUGUCGAACACCUUGCGUUCAUUGCAAAUUUCUUCUUCACCUCAGCUUCAACAGCAACAGCAACAGCAACAGCAACAGCAACAGCAACAGCAACAGCAAACCCUAUCUCUUCCUUCUACUUCUUCAUCUACUCAAUCCAAUCUCCUCGACGACCUUCUCUCCCAGGUAGAAGCUCAGGAAGGAAUCAUUCAUGAUAUUUCCAAUUUAUGCGAUGUAGCAGAAGCAAUGUGCUAGUGGGCCGGGUUGUGAAAGGCAAACCCAAUAUAUUUCUCCUUCAUCUCUAACCUAAGGGAGUUUUACACGGUUGGAAACUUAACACAGGAGGCCAUAAACAACCGUAAAGAAGGCAUAUGGUCUUGUCAUGCUGUUGAAAGGGUAAAACAGAAAAUUCAAAUUGAUUUGUGGGAGAAUCGAUUUCACUCAGACGCAGAAGCUAGGAAUAGCAGCUUCCAGUAAAAUCGCGUUUGCUUGGUUGAAUCGAUUUUAAAAAUGAAACCCAAGCAUAUUUGCAAACUUCUGAAUCGCGUUUUCACCUUCCAAACGCGCGUUUAGCAGUGUCAAACGCAGAACCAAACAGGUACUUUGAGAAGAAGCUUCUCACACAAUAUUCUGUAACAAUGGUGAAACCAAUAUUUCUAACACACCAUAUCCGUUUCAUAACAACCUCUUCUUCUUCUUCUUCUUCUUCUAGAUUCUUCCAUCCAUUCUCCAUCUCUAAAUCACCACUCCGAUUCCUCUCCACAACCCCAUACCCACUCCAAUACCAACUUAUCAUUAACCGCCCCGACCUCCCUAAACCCAACCCUCACUGUCGAACCCAAAAACCUAACGCUUCACCCGAACCAACCCAACCCGACUCUCUCCAAAGCUGGGCCGAUGAUAAACUACUAACAACCGAACCCGGUUCAUCUGAACUUGAUAAAGCCAAGAGGAAAUACUAUAACAAAAGGAGGAAGAGAAUGUAUGGUUCUGAUUCUGAUUCCGAUGAUCAUCGGAGAAAUGAAGAACAAUUUGUUGAACUGAAACCUGAAGUUGUUGAAUUGAGAACUUUGCAUACAAGAGAAGAAGAAUUGUAUUUUUAUGAUGCUUUUAGUUAUCCUUGGGAGAAAGAUAAACAUUAUAAAAUGGUUUAUCAAUUGGAGAAAAAGUUUUUCCCUCAUCAGUGUUUGGAUAAAGCUUUUCUUAAACCAGGUCAAUCUAAUCCAGUUUCCAAUUUUUCAAAUUCCAAAAAUUCAAAUGCAAAUGUUAGGAACAAAAAAGUUGGUGUUUUUGGUGGUGUUGGUGGUGUUGUGGAGGAUAAAGAUGAGGUUGGUGAUAACAAAUUGGUGUUUUUUGAGGAGAAUGUGAAAGGGGAAGAAGAUAGAGAAAAAGAAAAGGGUAAGAAGGGUGAGAAGAAGGUUGAAGAGUUUUUUAAGGGUUUGAAGAAAGAUGUUGAAAUUGUAGAGCCAUUUUUUUCUUCAAGGAGGACUGGUCUUCCUCCUGUUUGGGAUAGUCAACAUGGGACAGUGCUUUUGAUUAACAAACCUAAAGGUUGGACUUCAUUCACAGUUUGUGGAAAGCUUCGCCGCCUUGUCAAAGUGAAAAAGGUAGGUCAUGCCGGAACUCUUGACCCAAUGGCUACUGGUUUAUUGAUUGUUUGUGUUGGCAAAUCAACAAAACUGGUGGAUAGAUAUCAAGGGAUGAUUAAGGGUUAUAGUGGGGUUUUCCGCUUAGGGGAGGCUACUUCAACAUGGGAUGCUGAUUCACCAGUCAUUCAGCGUGAGCCAUGGGAGCACAUCAAAGAUGAGGACAUAAAGAAAAGUGCCUUGUCCUUUUGUGGGGAGAUUUGGCAAGUUCCUCCCAUGUUUUCUGCUAUUAAAGUUGGAGGUGAAAAGAUGUACGACAAAGCAAGGAGAGGAGAAAGCAUUGAACUUUCGCCUAGACGAAUUUCAAUUUUCCAAUUUGACAUAGAGCGUAGCUUGGAUGACAGGCAAAAUUUGAUUUUUAGAGUGACUUGUUCUAAAGGAACAUAUAUUCGGUCACUCUGUGCAGAUUUCGGAAAGGCUCUUGGCAGCUGUGCCCAUUUAACUGCUCUCCGAAGAGAUUCAAUUGGACAAUAUUUAGCAGAUGAUGCAUGGGACUUUCAAGAACUGGAAGAGGCUAUCACCAAAACUUAUCUUUAACUUCUCUGCUUCUCCCUCCCUCAACAUGCAAUUUUCUUUUGAACAAAACGUAAGUGCUUUUUGUGUUAUUCUUAACUAAAAAUAUUAAUAACUACUAUGAUUGAUUUCCUUAAAUCUGUAAUUUUCUCAUAGUUCAUCUUCAUUGUAACCACACAAAAAGUGUAUUUUAGGUCAACAACAACGCGAAAAGCACCUAUGAAAUGUCAUUUUAUUUUUGGUAAACAUGUUUAUGAACCAAUUUUUAAGCAUAUUAUCGCACUUUUUGGGAUGUUUUACUUUUCAGAAUUCAUUUCUAAGUUCUAACUUGGUAUGUAAAAUUGAGGUAAAGGGUCUGUAAUAUUUACUCAUGCAUUAUUUAUUUAUAUUAAGGGUGCCUUUGUUUCCAGGA